AUGUCAGACAAUGAGCAUCUUAUUGAAAACUUGGCAGGCUUGCUCAGAGAAACAAGAGAAAACUUUGACAUUGAACCUGAUGUGAAUUCGGUGAUGAGUUUUAAUGAGGGAAUAGAUCAAAUAGAUACGCGAACUAAAAACUUGCUCUCAGAAGGAAAGUCAAAAAAUAGUGACUUAAUCAACCAAAUAGAAUCACAGACAUCACACUUGGAUCAAUUGAGUAAGGAACUUAUCCAAACUAAGGAAGAAUCCAAGAAUUUCAAAAGCAAAGAUCAAUUAAUUGAUUUUGUUAAGGAAUUAGACCAACUUGAAAACACAAUUGUUACCAUGAGAGGUGAGUUGGAUACGAGAAUUGUACAGCUGGUAUCUAAUGACGAGAAUUUUCCUAUGAAUCCUGGUUCGUUGGAUACGAAUAAAACAAGCAAAUCGCCUAGAGGGAAUAUCCUUUCUCAGGAAGAAGAAGAGAUCUUUAAUGACCCAAUUGCUAGAGCAAAUAUUUUAAGAUUAAAACUUUACAAAUCUAUGGGGGUUAUAUUGGAUAUUGAGAACAAUCAAGUUCUUAUUAACGGACAAAACAAUAAAAUUGACACAUUGCCAUUGGACGAUGAUCUAAGUGAAUAUUUUAAGACCAAAUACAUAUGGGAAAGAAUUAAGCAAAGCAAAAAAUGA
Naumovozyma castellii is the source of this 669-nucleotide messenger RNA. RefSeq names its product kinetochore-associated Ndc80 complex subunit SPC24 (gene SPC24). NCBI's taxonomy places the organism in Eukaryota, Fungi, Ascomycota, Saccharomycetes, Saccharomycetales, Saccharomycetaceae. The transcript has a single exon. The record is from RefSeq and is a predicted model, not a curated record. The coding region runs from base 1 to 669 and encodes 222 amino acids.